This is a messenger RNA of Tachysurus fulvidraco (yellow catfish), 3329 nucleotides long. RefSeq lists its product as uncharacterized. The transcript has 20 exons. Bases 127 to 2280 code for a protein of 717 amino acids. Gene Ontology annotation, biological process: immune response; negative regulation of T cell proliferation; positive regulation of T cell proliferation. NCBI's taxonomy places the organism in Eukaryota, Metazoa, Chordata, Actinopteri, Siluriformes, Bagridae. Gene Ontology annotation, cellular component: external side of plasma membrane. The record is from RefSeq and is a predicted model, not a curated record.
GACACAAUUCUAGUCUGUGUUUUUUACCAGCAGGUGGCGUUAAUUGCCUUCUAGGCAAGUUUGUAGGAAGCAAAGUUUGCAGACUGAAAAUCCUUCCUGAAUGUAUCCAGGAAUCAAUGCAAGAUAAUGUUAAGAAGUGAUAUUGUUCUUUUUCGCACUCUUACAGUGAUUGCCUUUGCUGUUGGACAUGAAGGUCUCUAUGUCCAUGGUCCCUCGGGUCCAGUUGUGGCCCAGCUGGGAGGUUCGGUUCUCCUGCCAUGCUUUGUUGAAAUCCCACUGCCUCUGGAAGGUCUGCAGGUGGAAUGGAGAAGGAAGGAUUCCGAUUCUCUAGUCGGUCUCUUCCAACAAGGAAAAAGUUGGCCAGAUCUCCAGAGUCAGAUGUUUAGAGGCAGAGUGGACUUUUUUCCACAUGAGCUCACAAAAGGGAACUUCUCCAUCUUACUCAAAAAUGUGAUUGAAGAAGACGCUGGAGGUUACAGAUGUAAAGUAAAUACAGCCCAAGACUCCAGUGAGGUCAUAAUGGAAGUUAGUAAUAUCCGGAGUUUUGUGGUGACUGGGUCAGACCGAGCCAUCUUUGCCCCUGCGGGUCACGACAUUGUACUGAAUUGCUCUGUAAAUUUACAUGUACUAGCCAGCGAGAUUGAAGAAGUGACCUGGAAAAAAAUGGGCAGAGAGAGAGAACAUGACAUAUCUGUCCUGCUUUAUCAAGACAAGACGAUCUUUACAGACUCCUCACAUGAGAGAUAUUGGGGGAGAGUUGAUUUAUUUUCUUCUGAAAUCCCGAAAGGAAACUUCUCGCUUAAGCUGAUGGAUGUAAAGUUUGAAGAUAAAGGAGAGUUCAUGUGUGAGGUCCACACCAGGAACAUGUCAGGACGUACCAGUUUGGUUCUGCAAAGAAUUGGUUUAUCGGCACUUCAUGUGUCCAUAUUGGUGUUGUGCUCUGUUGCACUGGUGCUUUCAGUUGGAUUGUGUGUUCCUGUUUUCAACAAGUUGAGAAGGAAAGUUACUAACAGGAAAUACAUGACGAUGUACGCUUUGCUAACUCUUUGUCCAAAUAUCUGCAUCUGUGUUGCUUUUGGAUUGUGGUCAUCAGAAGGGAUUUUCUCAGAGAUCGUCGCUUGUUCAGCUGUCAGUAUUGGACGGCCCAUAAUGCUGAUAAAGACCGCACCUUAUCUUGACAGAUUACCCGAGCGUGUGCAGAAAUAUGUGAAAGCUUUGGCUGUACCUCUUUACUACUUGAUACCAGCAGUGGCUUCAUGUUCACUUUUUUUUGAUAAUCUACUUCAGGCCCAGACAGCAUAUGAACAUAUGAAAACAUUAAUGGCGGUGGUAAUAUCCGUGUCAGUCGUCGCUGCUGUCGUUUUAGCUGUUAUUGAUCUGAAUAUAUUUUCGAUUGUGUGCCUCGAAACCUUCAAUGUUGCUUUGCUUGCUCUUUUCAUCCAUCAAUCUAAUAACGCUAAUUUUGACCUUUGUGCAAUCCUUAUUGUGAACAAUCCAUGCAUCAACAAAAUACCGAUAGUUGCAACAUUGCCACCUCUCAUCAUGGCACUGAUGAUGAUUCUGUUUUUUCAAAAGCAUUACUUUCAGCAAAAACCUUUUGGGUGUCUGCAUAUUGCUGUGGCAUCUGUUUUUGUGAUUUUGUUCAGCCUGCUGGAUAUAUCAUUUUUUGUGCUCAUGGGAUUUAUCCUUCAAGAUUUUACCAAAGUAUGGAUAUUUCCAGUUGAGUCGGUAAUCUAUAUCAUUGCGUGGCUAGCAGUGAUUGCUCUGCUGCGAAGUCAACGACAAGGAUGUUGCUCCCAACGGAAAGGGCUUGGAUAUUUGUGUUGCGUUGUCAUUGUCUUGUUUCUAAUCAGUGCAAUUGGUGCACUCUGCCUUCAUUUUGCUAUGGAGGCCUUGGAACAUAAAAAAGAUCGUGCUGGAUAUGUGGCUUUGGUCAUUUUACUCCAUGUUUUAGCAGCAACAUCGUUGUUCAAACAUCCAACACAUUUGCCUGAGUUUCUUCAUGUUAUGAUCUUCAUGUUUGGAUCUGUAGGACUCGUUGUUGUAAAUUCACUCGUUCUUGUCAUGGAACUAUUUCUAAAAUCAGGGAAAGGAGCACGGACUGUAGAAGAUCUACGUGUGAUCGUUUUACCGUUUGAAACUGCGUUCGUUAUGGCUUGGCUUGCUUUGCAAACCUAUAGUGCAUGGAUGAGAUUACAAGUCCGAAUAAAAAAGAAUUUUGAAGAUGAUAGAGUACCAGCACCUGAGGAAAUGGAGGCUCUUCCUGUCCAACGUAUCUGAGAUCAAUAAACUAUGAAUCUACAUGGAAUAUUAUAACCCACACCUCAUCAGUGGAUUAUUGAAGAAACUGGCUAUAUGUUCUAAAGAAACAUUGUGAAAUUAUCAUAAAUUUCCAGCUCAUAAAGGACUAAUGUUUGAUUACUGUCCUGUUUCCGCCCUUAUCACUCUAGUUCAUUUCUGUUUUAACAAAUGUUUACAGACAUUUUAUCCUUAACCAUCUACAGUACAAGUAAGUUACUUCCAUUUAAUCCUAGAUGUUUAACCCAUUCCACUUUUUUGUUACCACUUUUCAAAUUGCUUCUGUCUUGUAUAGUAAAAGUAGUUUGUUGUUUAAGUCUUCAGUAUAUUGGACCCUUCACACUAUAAAUAAAGAUGCUUCAUUUUAACAUUAUGGAAUAGCAAGUUAUGUCUAAAAAUGUAUUUUUCUUUUUAAAUUGUAAUAAAGCAGAUUUAUGGAUUUCAGACAAAGACGCCACAUUUUCAACCUUUGUUCACUUUGUACUGCCAUUAGUUUUCAAAUUGCUGUAAUUUUAUUUUAUGAAGAGAAAUCCUUAUCAAUCUAAAAUUAACAAGUCGAUAUUUUAAUCUGGAGCUUUGCUGUGUAUAUCCUCUGUGGCCUCUGAUUUCUUUUUCCAUUUGAAAUGGUCAGGUAGCAGAUUUAUGGAAUUCAGAACUAAAACAAAGCAGACCUAAUGUGUUUACAUGGGUAACUGUUUUGUUGUUUGUUUGUGGAAUUGAGUUGGGGUUUUUUUUUACUCAUGCCAUUACUGUAUUUUACUACUGUUUGAAUUCUUUGAUAUGUUUUUGACAUUCAUUUUAACCAAAUAAAAUAAUUUCUGGACAUAUUUGUACUUAUUAUAAAACCUUUAUAGCCUCACAUUAUGCACAUGGUUCUAAAAGGUUUUAUUCUCUUGUUGGUAGAAUUGUGUGUUGAAUUUAUCAUUGUUGUUUACUUGAGUUAUUGGAAGAGAAAUACAGUGGAUAUUAAUAUGGAUUGCCAUUCUACUGUAAUAUUUAUGUCCAAAAUAAAGCAAAUACUGAUGAGUAUA